AUCUGGAAGGGUCUCAGCGACGACAGGCUUCUGGCAACAGUGGUCCUCCUCCAGUCAGCUGAUCGGCGUCAACAAAGAUGGAGCCCAAGUUGCGUUUCGAUGGGAAAGUUGCCAUUGUGACCGGGGCUGGAGGCGGUCUCGGCAAAGCUUACGCCCUCCUGUUUGGUUCCCGCGGUGCCAGAGUUGUUGUAAAUGACUUGGGUGGCAGCAAGAAGGGCGAGGGAAGCAGCUCCAAGUUGGCCGACCAAGUGGUUGAGGAGAUUCGAAAUGGAGGUGGGAUAGCAGUAGCCAACUAUGACUCUGUUGAAGAUGGCGAAAAGAUAGUGAAGACGGCACUGGAUAACUUUGGCAGAGUGGACAUCGUGGUCAAUAAUGCUGGCAUCCUGCGUGACCGAUCUUUUGCCCGCAUCUCAGACACAGAUUGGGACCUAAUCCAGCGAGUACACCUAAGGGGCUCCUUCAUGGUGACUCGAGCAGCCUUCCCCAUCAUGAAAGAGCAGAAGUUUGGCCGCAUCAUCAUGACUGCUUCCACGUCCGGCAUUUACGGCAACUUCGGCCAAGCGAAUUAUGGGGCAGCAAAACUUGGUCUGCUUGGUCUGAGCAAUACAGUUGCAAUUGAAGGACGUAAAUAUAACAUCCACUGCAACACGAUUGCCCCCGUGGGCGGAACGCGCUUGACAGAAGGCAUCUUGCCACCUGACUUGUUUGACCAGUUAAAGCCCGAGUAUGUGGCCCCACUUGUUGCCUGGCUCUGUCACGAGGACUGCGAGGACACGGGAGGCCUUUUUGAAGCGGCUGGUGGAUGGUACGGAAAGUACAGAUGGGAGCGCACCCAAGGACAAUUUUGCAGGAAGUACCUAGAGGAAGAGGUGACCCCAGAGACUGUUCGCGACAGCUGGGAGAAGAUCACAGACUUUACCGAUGCGUAUCACCCUGCAAGUAACCACGAAGACACAGGGAUAUUAGCUGCUGGUUUACAAGAGUUGAAACCAUGGAAGGAGGUUCAGCCCAAACCUGCUUCUGCAACAGGAGCAGUUUCAUCAGGACCAAUGUCAGCUGUUGGUGCAAAAGUAGAACCCACGAGCUUCACCUACACCGCAAAAGAUGUCAUCCUUUAUGCCCUUGGAGUGGGUGCUUCGGUGGAAGAGGAGAAUGGCCUCAAGUUCUUGUAUGAGAAUGACGAGGACUUCACCCCCCUGCCCACCUUCUCCGUCGUGCCUUCACAAGCGGUCAUGUUUGGCGGCAAUCUGUGGAGCAGUAUUCCCGGAUGGACUGUUGAUUUGACCAAGCUUCUGCACGGAGAGAUGUACAUCGAGUGCGUGAAGCCCCUCCCUCCCUCAGCAACGCUCAACACGUCCUUGGAGGUGGUCGAUGUCCUGGACAAGAAAUCUGGAGCAGUAAUGAUCAUAGACACUCUGACGACGGACGAGAGUGGCGAGACUGUGGCGAAAGCCCAGUGGUCGACCUUCCUGGUUGGAGAAGGGAACUUUGGCGGCCCGAGACAGAGCAACCGCGGUGUGCCCCUCUGUGACCCUCCUAGCAGGAAGCCUGAUGCCACGGAGGAAUUCAGGACAGAUUUGGAUCAAGCAUCCUUGUAUCGGCUGAGUGGGGAUCGCAACCCUCUGCACAUCGACCCUUCCUUUGCCGCCAUGGGAGGGUUCCAGCAGCCCAUCCUCCACGGGCUGUGCUCCUAUGGGAUUACCUGUCGCAUCAUCUUGAAGCAUUUCUGCGGCAACGACGUCAGCAAAUUCAAGUCCAUUAAGGUGAGUCAUGCUCCACGUGGCACACAGGCAACUAAAUUCCAAACGCAUCCCCUUCCAGCGGUCGACCUGAAGAAUGCCCCGGGCUCCAUCUACGAGGGAGCGCCCCGCGGUGGACUCAAACCUGACGUCACCCUCACCCUAGAGGAUGCCGAUAUGGUUGCCUUGGUGACUGGGAAGCUGAACGCCCAGAAGGCCUUUAUGUCCGGCAAGCUCAAGGUCUCGGGGAAUGUGAUGCUGACCCAGAAGCUACAGGGCCUGUUGAAACCCCAGGCCAAGAUGUGAGGGGGUUAGCGGAGAGUCGGGUUGGGGAGUGGUUGGAGGGGGGGGGGGGAGGAGGAGAGAGGAGGUGGGUGACGAUGCAUUUAACUGUGGAGGAUGUCGGGGCAGGCUGGUGGUUAACUGUUAUAUUUUGGUAACUUUCCUUUUUAUAGAUUUGUAUUAGUCAUUAGUUGAACAUGUAUGCACACAUGUGCACACAUACCCCCCCCCCCCCCCCAUACACACACAUAAACACAUACACACCAAGACA
Messenger RNA from Penaeus chinensis, 2292 nucleotides. Its product is annotated as peroxisomal multifunctional enzyme type 2-like. The transcript has 14 exons. NCBI's taxonomy places the organism in Eukaryota, Metazoa, Arthropoda, Malacostraca, Decapoda, Penaeidae. The record is from RefSeq and is a predicted model, not a curated record. The coding region runs from base 78 to 2045 and encodes 655 amino acids. Gene Ontology annotation, molecular function: oxidoreductase activity.